Molecule: messenger RNA, 755 nt
Organism: Aegilops tauschii subsp. strangulata
Lineage: Eukaryota; Viridiplantae; Streptophyta; Magnoliopsida; Poales; Poaceae
Source: RefSeq, a predicted model, not a curated record
CCCGGGCUUUGGCCGCCGGCGCGGCCGACAACAGUCCACACCCCGAGCCGAGCGGCGGACCAGCAAGAGCCGUUCCGCAUACGGCCGGGGCGCAUCGCCGGCCCCCAUCCGCUUCCCUCCCGGCAAUUUCAAGCACUCUUUGACUCUCUUUUCAAAGUCCUUUUCAUCUUUCCCUCGCGGUACCUGUUUGCUAUCGGUCUCUCGCCUGUAUUUAGCCUUGGACGGAGUCUACCGCCCGAUUUGGGCUGCAUUCCCAAACAACCCGACUCGUUGACGGCGCCUCGUGGGGCGACAGGGUCCGGGCCGGACGGGGCUCUCACCCUCCCAGGCGCCCGUUUCCAGGGGACUUGGGCCCGGUCCGUCGCUGAGGACACCUCUCCAGACUACAAUUCGGACGGCACAGCCGCCCGUUUCUCAAGCUGGGCUGCUCCCGGUUCGCUCGCCGUUACUAGGGGAAUCCUUCUAAGUUUCUUCUCCUCCGCUUAUUUAUAUGCUUAAACUCAGCGGGUAGUCCCGCCUGACCUGGGGUCGCGGUCGAAGCGACGUGCGCUUCGUUUGCUGGGUCAUUCUGAGGCCAUAAUGUCGGCUGCGCGUCGGAUGCACUGCGUUGAUAAAGCGAGGACGCCCACCAUGCGCUGUGUCCGGCGCGGUACACCGGCAGCCCGAUCUUCGGUCCACCGCCCCUUGCGAGACGAGGGACCAGAUGCCGCAUCCCGAUUCCCGAUGAGGGUGGUUGGGAGCGUGUUUUGGCGUGA